This is a messenger RNA of Notodromas monacha, 4995 nucleotides long. Lineage: Eukaryota; Metazoa; Arthropoda; Ostracoda; Podocopida; Cyprididae. The record is from the annotation of a GenBank genome assembly.
AUGGUGAAGGAUUUUGAUCCAUAUUGCUCAGGCUGGCCUCGUAUAAGUGAAGAAGAAGGAGCCGAGGAAGGCGGGGAAGGCCCGGCUGGAACUCGACGGACGCUGGCUGGACUGUCGUUCAGACCACUGCGACUCGGGUCGGCUCGGCAUGGUGGGAGGAUGGGCGCGAGCAAUAUGGACAAUGGCGAUCCUGGCUCAUACGCUCUGGAGUAUGCCGUCAUCGAAGCCUGGCUGGACGAGCACUCCGAUUUCCUCAACGACUAUUUCAUUAGGAAAGGAACAAGGCACAUGGUGGACGCAUGGCUGAUGUCCCAUACUGGCUAUUCGUCACCAUCACCUAGUGAGCAGAACCCCGGCGUCGGCGCGAGCCAGACGACAACGACGUUCGCGUCGUCCACAAUCACACAUGCUGGCCAGGGUCAGGGACAGAGCCUGGGCCAGAACCAAAGCCAGGGACAGUCCGGAGGUACUGGGUCCGGGUCCCGAUCAGGCGCCGGGUCUGGUUCCGGGUCCGGCUCCACAACCCCGGUUCGCAAGAUCUCCGCAACGGAGUUCGAGAAGGGCGGGUUGCUGACGCCGAUCGUGACGACUGUCGACGGGUGUCCGACUUUUCUCACGCCUCCUGUCGACACUAUCCGGUUCGCUGCUCCUUUCUAUUUAUCUAUAUUCGCAUCCGGGUCGUUGAAGAGGUCUCCGAACAACUCCUCAAGAAAAGUUCGACGACGAGGCCGAGCGGAAUUGCGCAGUCUGAACGAGCGAGAGUUGAUAUUCGAGCUGGUGAAAGACAUUUGCAACGAAUUGGAUAUUCAAAGCCUGUGUCACAAGAUCCUACAGAAUGUGGGCAUCCUGACAAACGCGGAUCGAGCAUCGCUGUUCCUGGUGCAGGGUGACAAGGACUCGCGCGAGCGCUGUCUCGUCACUAAACUCUUUGACGUGUGCUCCAGCAGCACUGUGGAAGAGAUCAAGACCCGCCAGGAGAUCCAGAUUCCGUGGGGAAUGGGUAUUGUUGGCUUCGUUGCGGAAACCGGAAGGUCUGUCAAUGUUCCGGACGCCUAUCAGGAUCCGAGGUUCAACCAUGACGUGGACGCCAAAACGGGCUAUGUGACAAAAUCCCUCCUUUGCAUGCCAAUCAAAGACUACAGCGGCAGCGUGAUCGGAGUCGCUCAGGUCAUCAAUAAGCUCGACGGCGGAGAGUUCACCAUGAACGACGAACAAGUCUUCGCCUCUUACCUACAAUUCUGUGGCAUCGGGUUGCGCAAUGCUCAACUCUACGAGCGCAGCCAGCUCGAAAUCAAACGCAAUCAGCCUCAGCGACAGGUCAUCAAUAAGCUCGACGGCGGAGAGUUCACCAUGAACGACGAACAAGUCUUCGCCUCUUACCUACAAUUCUGUGGCAUCGGGUUGCGCAAUGCUCAACUCUACGAGCGCAGCCAGCUCGAAAUCAAACGCAAUCAGGUGCUGUUGGAUCUGGCGCGAGUGAUCUUCGAGGAGCAGAGCACCAUUGAACACAUCGUCAGUCGGAUAAUGACGCACCUGCUGUCCUUGUUACAGUGUGUUCGGUGUCAGGUGUUGCUGACGCACGAGGAGUCGAAAAACACGUUCACGCGUGUGUUCGACAUGGAAGCCGACGACCUGAAUGACGAGGAUGGGCUCGUAAAACCACAUGAAAACCGAUUCCCGAUUUACAUUGGAAUCACCGGACGGGUUGUUACCACUGCUGAGACCAUAAACAUGGCACAGACCGACCAAAACUGGGAAUCCUACUUUGACGAUUUCCCAAAAUCUUCAGCAUCCACGCCAGCUGUAGAACAAGGGCCACCUCCAGCACUGAAACCACCACCACCACCGCCACCUAGCGACGGAGCGACAAACUUUGAGCCACAGUGCGUUCUUUGCAUGCCGAUCAAAAACUCCUUCAACGAAAUCAUCGGCGUGAUACAGUUGGUGAACAAGACCACAGGGGCGAAGUUUACCAAGAAUGACGAGAACUUCCUAGAGGCUUUUGCAAUUUUCUGCGGAAUGGGGAUCCAUAACACUCAGAUGUACGAGCGAGCCGUCGUUGCAAUGGCUAAGCACCAAGUAACGAUGGAGGUCCUUAGUUACCACGCAACUGCACCAAUCGAGGAGGCUUUGAAACUAAAGCGGCACAUCAUUCCGUCAAGUCAAUAUUACCGGUUGUAUGACUAUAACUUCGAUGAUCUCGGGCUGUCAGAUGAGGAUACGCUUAAGGCCUGUAUACGGAUGUUCAUCGAUCUGGACUUGGUGGAGCGGUUCAACAUUGACUUUGUCACUUUGACAAGAUGGCUUCUCAGCGUGCGGAAAAAUUAUCGCCUUGUAACAUACCACAACUGGCGACACGCGUUCAACGUGGCGCAGAUGAUGUUCGCGAUUCUGACGUCAACACAGCUGUGGAAGUCCUUGGGAGACCUAGAAUGUCUGUCGCUGAUGAUUGGUUGCUUAUCACAUGACCUGGACCACCGGGGCACUAAUAACUCGUUCCAGUACAAAGUAUCAUCCCCGCUGGCGCGGCUCUAUUCGACCUCACCCUUGGAGCAUCACCACUUCGACCAGUGUUUGAUGAUCCUGAACUCAGUCGGAAACGAGAUCCUGCGAUCCUUGUCUCCGGAACAAUACAGGAUCGUGCUUAAAUGCCUGGAAGAUGCCAUACUCGCCACAGAUCUCGCAGUUUACUUCCGGAAACGAGGCGCCUUCUUCCGGCUGGUGGAAAGUGGAUCGUGGAACUGGGCAGUGCCAGAACAUCGCGACAUGUUGCGCGGCAUGCUAAUGACCGCAUGCGAUAUUGCCGCAAUUACUAAGCCGUGGUCCGUCCAAAGAAGACGGCACAUCAUUCCGUCAAGUCAAUAUUACCGGUUGUAUGACUAUAACUUCGAUGAUCUCGGGCUGUCAGAUGAGGAUACGCUUAAGGCCUGUAUACGGAUGUUCAUCGAUCUGGACUUGGUGGAGCGGUUCAACAUUGACUUUGUCACUUUGACAAGAUGGCUUCUCAGCGUGCGGAAAAAUUAUCGCCUUGUAACAUACCACAACUGGCGACACGCGUUCAACGUGGCGCAGAUGAUGUUCGCGAUUCUGACGUCAACACAGCUGUGGAAGUCCUUGGGAGACCUAGAAUGUCUGUCGCUGAUGAUUGGUUGCUUAUCACAUGACCUGGACCACCGGGGCACUAAUAACUCGUUCCAGUACAAAGUAUCAUCCCCGCUGGCGCGGCUCUAUUCGACCUCACCCUUGGAGCAUCACCACUUCGACCAGUGUUUGAUGAUCCUGAACUCAGUCGGAAACGAGAUCCUGCGAUCCUUGUCUCCGGAACAAUACAGGAUCGUGCUUAAAUGCCUGGAAGAUGCCAUACUCGCCACAGAUCUCGCAGUUUACUUCCGGAAACGAGGCGCCUUCUUCCGGCUGGUGGAAAGUGGAUCGUGGAACUGGGCAGUGCCAGAACAUCGCGACAUGUUGCGCGGCAUGCUAAUGACCGCAUGCGAUAUUGCCGCAAUUACCAAGCCGUGGUCCGUCCAAAGAAGAGUGGCCGAACUAGUCGCAAGUGAGUUCUUCGAGCAAGGUGAUCUGGAGAAGGAGAAGUUCAACGUCACGCCUAUCGAUAUGAUGAAUCGGGAGAAGAAAAGUGAGCUGCCUUCAAUGCAAGUAGACUUUAUCGAUUCCAUAUGCCUGCCUGUGUACCAAGCCCUGGGUCAGAUCUCCGACAAGAUGCAGUCCCUGCGCAAAGGCGUCGAGAGCAACCGGAGACACUGGUUGGCUCUCAAGGAAGCCAAGGACAUGGAACGCUCUCGCCUGUCGAAGCGCUAAUCGUGAUGGCACAAAACCCUUCUGAGCUCUCUUUACUCCCGUAUUUUAACUUAUAUGGUAAAAAAAAAAAGAAGGAAAAGGAGUAUGGAACAUGUGUAAGUGAGUUUUCCGUGGAUGUUUACGUCCAGCGCGACAACGAAGAGUAAAUUGACGAUAAUUAUUAGUUAUGCACGAGCGUCGUUGCGGUUGAGCGGGUUUCAAAGCAACGCAUCGUGAAAUUUACACACCCGAAUCAGCGACAGUCCCGAAAUAGACGAAAAAAUACAGAAAAACGUUUUAAUUACAUUCAUAGGAGCCCAUUCUGCGUAAAGCUCUCAACGGGGUUAACCUAGUCGAAUUUCAUAAUUUCCUUGAAGUAAUUUACGCGUGUGAUUUAUUCUGAGCGAAAUUGUAUGGCAAAAAGGUCGUUUUCGGUUCCACUGUUCUAGAACAAGAUCAACUUUUCAACCACGAGGUCUUAAUUAUUUUUGUCUCAUAGCCGAAAAGUAUUACUGACUUGUGUCUUAUUGACUUCAUGAGUUUUCGAUAAAUAUGCGAGGAAUGAAACCGGAAUAAAUGUUCCACGUGAUCCCUAUAUUGGUUUGGGCAAGGAUGACCUAGACUCCUAGAGACUUAUAUACUGUACUACGUUCUUGUUGAUCAUGAUUUGAAAAGAAGGAUUCGAUUCGAGCGAAUCCGGAAAAUUUUCCCACAUGUUCCAGACUUUGAUUUGAAAUCCUGCAGUUCAGAGAGACAAGCCAAAAUGCGUUUGUCGAGCUUGACGUUUAGUUAUCACAUUGCGGUGAAAUCGGUGCUCAAAAGGUGUUGCGUCGAGCGCAUUUCGUUGUGAAGGAUCCACAUUCAGCCCAGUUUCCUUCUGACUGUUCGAUUUUUUUUUUUUUUUUUGGUUUGUCGACGGGUCAAUCGGAGCAUUCUGUUGCUGGCUUGCUGAAACUGGGAGCCGUUGAGAGUUGUUAAUCAAACUUUUUUACCACUGGACUUGAUCGAAGGAUGUAAUUUAGCAAAAUUUGAGGAUGGAUGAUGGUUUCACCGCGUCAUCCGUGGACCGUGACUCUAUUAUUAUAGGAAUUUCUCGCCGAAUGGGUGAUUUAUGUACCGGUAUGGAGAUACAUUCUUGCGCUUUUUUGUUGCUUUUGCUGGCGUCGUUCCGGAUUAAAGUUAAUGGGUUGUUUCGCAAAA